Molecule: messenger RNA, 483 nt
Organism: Dracunculus medinensis (Guinea worm)
Lineage: Eukaryota; Metazoa; Nematoda; Chromadorea; Rhabditida; Dracunculidae
Source: the annotation of a GenBank genome assembly
AUGUUGGAACAUCGCUUCAGAUAUUUGCAACCUAUUGUCACGUGUUUCAUCGACUUUGCCUUUGAUUCAUUUGAUAGAAAGGCACCUUGGAGGGUUAUGGAAUGCGACAGUGUUCCAGAGAAGAUUAUUCGACUCAUAAAGGCAUUUUAUGAGCUUACGUCGGCGCAGAUCUGUGUAUAUGGGGAAACUGGCAGACUCCUUCAAAAUAAGAACUGGUGUCCGUCAAGGCUGCGUCCUUUCUCCUACAAUAUCCGACUGUGCGAUAGACUGGGUAACACCGCUUGUCGGCACUCAAGGGAUAUCCAAAUCAGUCCAGAGCAUCGUAUCAGAGAUCUUGAAUACGCUAAUGAUGUAGUCCUUUUUGUUGACAGUUAUGACGAAAUGCAAGUAAUGCCAAAUAACGUAUCAGAAACUGCAGCAAAAAUAGGACUCAGGGUCAAUGUAUGCAAAACGAAAGUUUUUUCUUUUAUGCACGAAAACUGA